This is a messenger RNA of Dichotomopilus funicola, 2328 nucleotides long. RefSeq lists its product as uncharacterized. Lineage: Eukaryota; Fungi; Ascomycota; Sordariomycetes; Sordariales; Chaetomiaceae. Gene Ontology annotation, biological process: rRNA base methylation. The transcript has 7 exons. The record is from RefSeq and is a predicted model, not a curated record. Bases 1 to 2328 code for a protein of 775 amino acids. Gene Ontology annotation, molecular function: 23S rRNA (adenine(1618)-N(6))-methyltransferase activity. Gene Ontology annotation, cellular component: nucleus.
AUGGCGGGCAUCAAAAGGAAAGCCCCGGAUGACGAUGGACCCGACGACCAGCCCAGCGCCGACCUUUUACCGCAAGACCCUCCCACCAGGAAACCCGAACGCGGAAAGCCCCACAGCCGACUCGGACCCCCGGCUCCGGGGGUGUCCGCGGAUGCGUAUUUUCGGCAGCUUUACGGAUCCGGUCCCGACUUUAGGUCACUAGCCCGGCGCGAUGCCCGCUUUGCUGCAGUGGCGCAGAGUAAUGGGCAGUUAGAUUUUAGUGACCCGGCGGCCACUAUGCAGUUGACCAAAACAUUGCUGAAGAUAGACUUCGGCCUGGAAAUUGAUCUUCCUGAUGACAGAUUGUGUCCUCCGGUCCCAAAUCGGCACAAUUAUAUAUUGUGGCUCAAAGAGUUGAUGGAUUCGACAUCAUAUGAGCAGCCCGGGAGAAAGCUAAUUGGGCUUGAUAUUGGGACGGGAGCCAGUUGUAUCUACCCAAUCCUCGGCACCGCCCAACGGCCAUGGCACUUCGUUGCAACUGAUAUUGACACCAAGAGCUUGGGAUAUGCGGAGAAAAAUGUCCGUCUUAAUAGACUAGAUGAACAGGUCCGGGUCUUGCAGCGGAAGCCGGCCGAUCCGCUAAUACCGCUUGAUGACGCCGGCGUGCAGUCCAUCGACUUCACCAUGAUGAACCCCCCGUUCUACACUUCUGAAGAUGACAUGCUUUCUUCGGCAAACAAGAAGUCAAGGCCGCCAAUGUCUGCAUGCACCGGCGCACCGGUUGAGAUGGUUUGCGAAGGUGGCGAGGUGGCCCAUGUUGGCCGGCUGCUACGUGAGUCGUUGGUUUUGCGAGAGAAAGUUCAAUGGUACACAUCGAUGGUCGGGAAGCUCAGCAGUCUCGAAACUCUCGUCGACCAGCUUGUUGAGAAAGGAAUACACAACUACGCCGUUACGGAAUUCGUACAGGGCAACAAAACACGACGGUGGGCGUUGGGAUGGAGCUUCACGGCUAUGCGGCCGGUGGAACAUGCGGCUCGCGGAAUGAAAGCAUUACUUUGGAAGAAGAUUUUACCACACCCGGUAACGGCGGAACUAUGUGUGUUACCGCCCGACAGGCCAGUUGAUGACGUUGUCACCCACAUAAGAGAUCACCACAAAUCCGAGAUGUCAGAUCCGUCCCGAGGGGCGGCGUCACGAUUCACGCCACAAAAUCAAACCACUCACGAACGCCUGUCGACGAACACAGUCGGGCUCGUCGCGCUCUCUGACUUUCGCAAGCGCCGAGCCGAGGUGCUCGAACAACAGGAGCGCGAGGCACGCGAAGCAGCAGCGACGGCCACGCGUCCGAAUGCCACCACCACCAACAAUUCGACUCCCGACCGAUCGCUCACUGCGACACCCAACAACAAUGCCAAUUCUAGCGCCGAUGAUGGGGAGGGAGACAAGUUGAAAAAGAGGAAAAGGCCGAGGAGAGCCAAAGCGCUCGUGUCGUUUGGGGAUGAUGAGGAAGAGGAGGAAGAAAGUGGGCCGCGGGUUAUUUCUGUGAAGGGGAAAAUGGCCAAGAAGGGCGGUGGGAAUGGUAACGACGAGAGCGUAACCCGUGAGGCUAGCGCCUCAGCCGAGGAUGAUAUGGACCAAGGCAAGACCAAGGGGGGGAAAGCGGCAGCAAAAUUUGGGGCAAACUCCUCGGUGGGAAUUGUCCCGCGAGCCCUGACAAAAGCUGCCCUCCGGAAGGAGGCCGCCGAGAGAGAAGCAUUGCGCAAAGAAUUCUUGUUGCUGCAGGCCGCUGUCAAGGCCACCGAGAUUGCCAUACCCUUUGUCUUUUACGACGGGACCAACAUCCCAGGUGGCGUGGUACGGGUCAAGAAGGGCGAUUUCGUCUGGCUGUUUCUGGAUAAGGGUCGCAAGGUCGGAGCACAGCUUCGAGUGGGUGCAGACAAAAGCGCCAACGCGCGCCGGGAUUGGGCCCGUGUCAGUGUGGACGAUUUAAUGUUGGUCAGGGGCAACAUGAUCAUCCCACAUCAUUAUGAGUUUUACUUUUUCAUCAUCAACAAGACGACGGGCCCUGGCGACAAGCUCCUCUUUGAGUACAGCAGCGAAGCGCCCACGACAACCAACUCAGCGGCUGGCGGUACCAGCACGGCAGGGCUCAGCCGUGCCCCUGCUCUCUCUGAACUCGAAGGGGCGUUGGAUGACCCGACUCUCACCAAGGUUGUGGACAGGCGGUGGUAUCAGCGCAACAAGCACAUCUACCCGGCCAACUUGUGGCAAAACUUCGACCCGGAAAAGGAUUAUUCCAAGGAUAUCCGGCGGGAUCCGGGCGGUAACGCCUUUUUCUUCUCGGGGUGA